Messenger RNA from Pseudonaja textilis, 2455 nucleotides. The record is from RefSeq and is a predicted model, not a curated record. NCBI's taxonomy places the organism in Eukaryota, Metazoa, Chordata, Lepidosauria, Squamata, Elapidae.
GGGCCGAGAGUUUCGAUAACCACCACUUGUCUCCACCGAAGGCAGCCAAGGCCUUUUGGAGAGUCGGCAAUUAGGCGGAGCUUGAGUGUAUGGCGGAAGUUGCCGAUGUUCUUCCGGGAAGGGCCGAAGGUGGCUGUGCGUUGAAGUCAAGAGUUACACACGGAGCAAGCAAUAGGAAAAGCGGCGGCGGCGCUCUGAGGCGGGACUCCACCGGUUGCUUGGUCCUUUCCCUGGCUCGGCCUCCCCGCCCUCAUCGUCCCGUCUCUCUCGGCCGGCCAAGUUAGGCCGCCGAGUCGUCCUCCCCCUACUUUCCCUCCCUCCCUUUUCUCAAGAACUGGGCAUUGUAUUGUAUUGGGCCUGGCUGCGGUAACCACUGGGAGAGGUCGAGGCCGGGGCCGGAAGGGCCAAACAACAGUUAGCCAAGGCACCAGAAACCAGCCAAGAUGAUCAAGCUAUUCUCGUUGAAACAGCAAAAGAAGGAAGAGGAAUCGGCUGGCGGCACCAAAGGCUCCACCAAGAAAGCGUCUGCCGCACAGCUCCGCAUCCAGAAAGAUAUAAAUGAACUUAAUUUGCCAAAAACAUGCGAAAUAGACUUUUCAGACCAGGAUGAUCUUCUCAACUUCAAACUAGUUAUCUGCCCUGAUGAGGGAUUCUAUAAAGGCGGGAAGUUUGUGUUCAGUUUUAAGGUGGGGCAAGGUUACCCACAUGACCCACCCAAAGUCAAAUGUGAGACUAUGGUAUAUCACCCAAACAUAGAUUUAGAAGGCAAUGUUUGCCUAAAUAUCCUCAGAGAGGACUGGAAGCCUGUACUAACAAUAAACUCUAUAAUUUAUGGCCUGCAGUAUCUCUUCCUGGAGCCAAAUCCUGAAGACCCCUUGAACAAAGAGGCUGCUGAAGUCCUCCAGAACAACAGGCGCCUGUUUGAGCAGAACGUCCAGCGCUCGAUGCGGGGUGGCUACAUUGGUUCCACCUACUUUGAGCGCUGCCUCAAAUAGAACUGACCAGCUCCACGCACAAAUUUACUCCUCUCCCCUCAUCUCCCUUUUAGUACUUCUAAGGGACUCUGCCAACACCUCUGCCAUCAGCCAUCAAGGGUGCACAGGAGUCAGGAAUUGGCAGGGGUCCCCUUUCAUCUUUUUCUUCCCCCCCCCACUGCUCCCUGCCAGCCUGGGUCUUCAGCAGUGACUUUCUCACCAGAUCCUUAUACCUCCCUCACUGUGCGCUCUCUGUGCUGCUGUAAGGCGAGGGUGAGGUUACUAUUGCUUCUUUGUCCCACCCACUGUGUUGGGUUAGCCACCUGGUCCUUCCUGACUGAGACCCCAUUCCUGGUGUCCAUCAGUCUUUCUCAGAGCUGUGGUUUUGCAGUUAAGAACAGAAGGUUCCCUAUCUGCUCUGGCAUUUCCUGCUUGCAGUGCAGUGUUAUUCAGCUGCGGGAUCUGCAGGCCACUUGCCUCUCCUCCCCUCCCCGACUGGGCACCAAGGUUUCUGACUGCAACUAUUAAAUGGGGGAGGUGCUUGAGGGCUGGAGCAAGAUGCUCAGCUGCCUCCACUUGGCCCCAGGUAUUGCGGCUCAAGGGGGAGAGGCUGGAUCAGCCUUUUUUUCUCUUAGGAUCAACUGACUUGUAUGUUCGGUAUUUAAGGAAAAACUAAUAAAGCUACCACCACCACCAAGAGUCUAUGACAACUUGCUGUUGCCACCUUGCCUGGGACAACUCGCUGCAGGGACAACUCGCCUUGAGCCUGGGCCUUCCACUCUGGUUUUCAAAGCUAACCUGGCUUAAGGGAGGCGAAAUUUCUUGCCAGCCUGCACUACUUCUCCAAAAGCUUCCUUGCCUCGCUUUCCAGGUGCACACACAUACCGUUAAAGGCGGGCUAAGCAGGAGUCAUUGUUAACACACAGAGAGAGACACACCAUUCUGAGCGUGGGGACUUUUAUCUGUAUUCAAGCUGAUGAGCUGCCGAUCAUGCCCAGGCUUGGGGAGAUGGAGCUCUCCUUCAGCAUUCUGCACUGGACCCUGACAGUUCCCAGGCAGGGAGAGGGACAAGGCAACUGGCUUCCAACAGUCAUCGCUGCAAAGGGUCUUCCCUCUGAAGCAUCCAGCCCAGAACAACGACUCCACAUAGCCCACCUGCAAUCCUUCUCCAAAGGCUUCCUUGCCUCACUUUCUAACACACACACACACAAGGCAGGCUAAGCAAGCGUCAUGGUUACACACAGAGAGAGAGACACAGACACCAUUCUGAGCUUGGGGACUUUUAUCUAUCCUGUGGCAAGGUGCUGGCAGUGAGUUGUCCCAUUCCACACCACCAAUCCCACCAAUGCUAAUGGUAGGAGGGCCUGGCCAACAAUGAACUCUAUUCUGCCUCUCCAGUGACUCCUGGAAGUCUGUGGCCAACAUAAAGCCACUGUAAUUCCACUGUGUUGGGUUAUUAAAGGGGAAUAUUAGCACAUCCA